UCUCUGCUCUGGACGCAUCUCAGAGCCCCAUCAUCACCAAGCGCCAGGCACUCCCUCUCUCCCUCCCUCUUCUUUUCUCCUCCCUCCUUUCCUCCCUCCCACCUCCUGCACCAGGAAACUGCCUAGAGCCUGGGGAGCGGCCUGACCCGGCUCCAAAGCUGGGAGGAUGAAAGGCCUCAGCUGGGGGCUCCCUGCCACCAGCGCUGUGUCCUAGGAGCUGCUGCCCAGGCUUGCCACCCAGAUGGCGACUCCAGCCUCAGCCCCAGAUACUCGAGCCCUGGUGGCAGAUUUUGUGGGUUACAAGCUAAGGCAGAAGGGCUAUGCCUGUGGAACUGGCCCAGGAGAGGGCCCUACAACUGAGCCCCUGCACCGGGCCAUGCGAGCCGCUGGAGAUGAGUUUGAGUCCCGCUUCCGACGCACAUUUUCUGAUCUGGCCGCUCAGUUGCAUGUGACUCCUGGUUCAGCCCAACAGCGCUUUACCCAGGUCUCAGAUGAGCUCUUCCAGGGGGGGCCCAACUGGGGCCGUCUUGUGGCAUUCUUCGUCUUUGGGGCAGCGCUCUGUGCAGAGAGCGUCAACAAAGAGAUGGAGCCACUGGUGGGACAGGUGCAAGACUGGAUGGUGACCUACCUUGAGACCCAGCUGGCAGACUGGAUCCACAGCAGCGGGGGCUGGGCGGAAUUCACGGCUCUGUACGGGGAUGGGGCCCUGGAGGAGGCAAGGCGUCUGCGGGAGGGGAACUGGGCCUCAGUGCGAACAGUGCUAACAGGGGCUGUGGCACUGGGGGCUCUGGUGACUGUGGGGGCCUUCUUUGCCAGCAAGUGAGAACUCAGCCCAGUGUUGGGUCUAGAGUGGCUGUGGGAAGGAGAGAGUAGGCUAGAAUGGAGAGAACCCCUUGGGAGAGGUGGGAUGGAUGAAUGGGGAAGGGACAGGGUUAAAAGGGGAUGGAAUGGGGGAGGAGGGGAGGGGUUGGGGGGGAAUAAGAGAACUUUGUAUGUCAGGCAGGAGUUUGGAAGGUUGAGCCAAAGGAAAUGUGGAAGACACAUCUGGAAAGUCAAUGUGUGUAAGACAGGAAGAGUCACAGCAGGGUUGGGGCCUGGGUUGGGUGGGUUUUAGAGGACAAUACCCAUAAAUUGAGCAGUAAUGAAAGGUUACCCUCUAGGGAAUGUGGGAUUUGCAACCCUAGGGGGUGGUGGACUUAUCCAGGGAGUACAGUAAAAAUAUAUGAAAGGUGAAGUCUUUGUUGGAUAGGUAAAAUUGGGGGAGAAAGUUGUAGGCUCUUUGGAGUGGCUGUGGGUAUCCUGGGGUUCUCAGUGUGCAGUGAGAAGUGGGUGUUACAAGUGGGGUGCUUGGAUGUGUGUGUAUGUGUGCACUUGUGAGCUUUGUGUACCUGGUGUGAUGGAAUUCUUCCUCAAGGAAAAAUAACUUUCCCUAGCAAUGAACAGGAGGAGUUAGAUCUCCCCUGGGUUGCCCCAGUGCUGGGGGUAGGGGGUAGGGACACUAUAGACUGAGAAUUUCGAGGCUGGUCUGUAGAAAGUAGUAAGCAGGGUUUGGGGGAAGAGGGCAGUGUGUGUUAGUUGAGAUGGCUCAGUUUUGUAGUUGUUCUCAUUUCCCUCAUUAGCCCCUUCCCCAUGCCUUUAGUACUUGCUGCUGCUCCUUCUAGGGCUCUGGACAAAGCAGAGCUAAGGAGCUUUGGGAGGGAAGGACACUUUACCAUUUGUCCCCCUUUUCCCACUGGGGCACAGUGGUGCCUGGAAAGGUUCCCUAUCUCUGGGACCUCUCUACCCAAAUUUAAACACUAAAUUGGGGUUGAAAUUUCCCUUUUUGAAAGUAUGAACACAAAUGCUGAUCUAGAACAUAGCUCUGUGUACUAAACACUAACCCUCAGUGAAACUGAGUCUUUAUGCCUUGAGAGGGACAUUCCCAGCUCUGAACUCAGGGGUGGGGGUAGGGUAUACUCUAGAAGCCAACCCAUUCCAUGUGGUGGGCAUUGCUGCUGCUAGAUCAAAGGCCAGGUGUAUGGGUUCUAGAGUGCAUACCAUGAUCUAGAAACAUUUAUGUAUGCUUUGAAGCCAGGCUGGUUGCAUGGGUGUUAAAUGUCUGCAUCUCUUAGUGUGAGAAUGCUGGAUUUCUGUAACCCACAAAUGGAUCCAGAAAUAACUCUUUCUUUGAAGGAAGGAGCUCUUCCUUUCCUCUGGAUGCAUGGCCCUGAGCCAGACCUUGCUGCUGCACUUUCCAUGGUGCUAAAAUUGCUGCUCUUAAAUGCUGUUUCCAGACAUGCUGUGCUCUAGAACCCUGCCUGUGAUCUAGAGCACUGACUUGCUCAUCUAGAACACAGUUGGCUCUUCUGGGUAGAGACUUUUACUUGGUCCCAGAAUGUGGCAACUUAGUUGCGCUGCUCUAGAAUGUGGGACCAAUCUUGGCCUCAGGUGUUUAAUCCAAACUUUUGCUUUUGAAAGCUGUGUUCCUUAGAGGAAUUUGUAGGGGAAGUGACAGACAUUCUGCUGAGACUGUACUGGGUGAGAUGGUAUCAUAAGCUGGAAAGCACUGAGUCAGUCACAGUUGGUUAGCAUGGAGAGGACAGUUAACACUGACUUGACAGUGACAAACCCAGACCAACUAACAGCUCACAAUUGGAGCUUGUGCUCCUCUACCCUUACAACGCAGCUCUUUCCCCCACCCUCUACCACUGACUCCUAACCUGUGGCCCCUGUUAGCUCCCUUAGGGGUCUUUAAUAACAGAGGUACCAGGAACCAUGGUCAGAAGGACAAAAAAACGCACUGCUCUGAGGCUCCUCCUCCUGGAUGGGAGGCAGGAGUUAUUGGUUUAAGGGGAGGAUGCUCAGACUUGGUCUCUGAAAGCAUGGCUGCCUGAGACCACAGAGGGCAGUUUUGGCCAGACACUCCUUCUGGGGGCAGUGGAAGCCCCUAACAUCUUUCCUUCAGAAAACCAGGGACUUUUCUAUUUGGGGCUAUUCAGUUCCCGGGGGUUGUCUCUUAGCCAAGCAGGCUGAGUGUGACUCCCUGUUUUUAAGUCCAUUUCAUUAAAAGUAGGGGGAAACACAUUUAAUUGCCAUUUUCUAAAGGGUAAACUUGGUGGAGAGGUUGGGAGGGGAGUGUUUCUUGCUCCCAAGAGCCCAUAGGGGCAGGUGGGAGGCUUUGCUUAGGCCAUGGGAGGAGUGGAGGUGGGGCAGCUAGGUCCUGAGAGUGCUUAUCCCACUCCCCACUUCUGCCAGGACAUACAUUAUUUUUCUUUUUCAAGUCAGAAAACAAUGCGAGAACGGAUUUGGUUAGUUUAGAAGAAAAGAAAAAAGCUCUAUAAAUAUAAAUAUAUAUUCAUGUAUUUUUAUUUAAUAAUUUAUAAAUACUGGGUUCAUUUGACUUUUAUUUUUGUGUAAUAUGUAAUGGUCGUAUUAAAAAAUAAAAUCCAGAAGUUUAAUGAGGACUGAACAGGGUUUGUGACUUCUGCAUUUACAACUGGAAGGAUGGGGUGGGUGGAUACUGGCCUCACUCCAAACAUCUUUCAGUGAUUUUGUUAGAAGUAAAGAAUUAGGGCAAGAGGGAUAUAUGGAAAGUACCUCUAGUAAGCUUGGGGGAUUCUGAUUAAGAAUUAACAUGAUGAGCCUCUACUUCCCUCCAUAUGACCAAAACCACUUUUUCUUUGACAAGAAGGGCCUGGGAAAAUAUAUGUGUAAGUCCUGGCCUUUUCCAAGCCUCCUUCUCUGUCUUAUCUUCUCCUUCCCUGCCACCUCCUUCCACUCCCUAACUGUGGUCCUCAGGCUUUAACUUUAAUUGGGAGAUUAAUUUUUCCUGAAUAUUUUGCUGAAAGGCAGUAUGUUAAAGCAGAUAGAGCUGAGUCAGAAAGACCUGGGUUCAAAUCUGGCUUCUGAUGUACAUGCUCUUUUUGUGACUGGGCAAGUCAGCUAUUCCUCUUAAUGGUUCAGGGAAACUCUCUUGAGACUAUAGGUUUCAGAACAGUUGCCCAUCUGCAUUGGUUAAGGGGGUUUUUUCACUGGGGGUUACCCAUACCAAUGAAAUCACAGUUCUGGAUUUCAAAUGGUGCUUCUUGUUUUAUAUUUAAUAGUUAUAAAAAUAAUACAGCUUUUGUUCCUUCUCUAAUUCCCUGAAUUAGUGGAUCCUAAUAAUUUUACAUAUAAGCUAUAGGCUAUAUAGUCUAUCCCAUUGCUUCUAAGCAAAGCUUUUUUAAAACCAUUUCUGACAGAAAUCUAAUUUUAAAAAUUCUUCAGGCAACAAAAUUUCAGUCUUUAUGUAAUAUAGUCUAUUACACUCCCCCCAGCUCCAAACAUUAAUCCUCACCAUAGUUAGGAAAUCCUUUAUCUUGACUGCCUCUUGUUGCUGUUUCAGAGAAUUUAAUUGUGUUCUAUUCUCCAAAGAACUGGAGAACAGCUAGUACCCAUCUGGAGUUCUUUUUCCUCCUCUCAUCAACUCCCCCAAACUUCAGAUUCCAGCCAAGUCGUCCUGCUUUUUCCCUCUACUCCAUCUUGACCAUCUGCCCCCUCUUGCUUCUCCUCAGUGUUAAAACUGUUACUUACAACAACCUCCCACUAUACAUCUGACCAGAUCUAUUUCCAGUGGUUCAAUGCUCACCUUUCUACCAUUUCAGGACCUCUUAACUUCCCCAGAAACAGUGUUUAUUUCUCUCCAUUAAAUAUUCUGCCCAACAAACAUUUGUUAAGCCAGGUACUUUACCAAUGUGCCCGAAUUGGGGGAUACAAAAAUGAAAUGGUCCCUCUACACUUAAGGACCUUGUAAUCUAAUAGGCAAGUAAAAGCCAUGUGGUUAUCAUUUGGAGCGUUUUUUGUAUGGUGCUUACUACACCUAAAAGUAGUUUCUAAUAAGGUUGUAAUAUCAUACAUCCAUAGUGUUUCUCUCUGAUAUAAACUUUUUACUAUGGAGUGACAAGAGUAAAAGCUUUCCCAUUAUACUCAUUUCUCAUCAUACUCUUAAGAGCUUAUCUGUUUUACAGUACCAAUGCAUUCCUGCUUUCACUGCUUGUUUUAUAUUGUGAACUCCUUUGUUUAGACUGGGUUGUAUCCCAAGCCAAGCCUAUAGCCAAGGUAAAUUUAAGUUUUAAGGUAUGUGAUAGAUAAGUCAGUCAAACAUUUACUAGGUGCUAUGUGCCAGUCAUGUGCUAUGGUGUACUACUUGAUGACCUUUCUCUUUGUGUGAUAUUUAUCUGAGGGAUCUCAUCUCUAAUUUCUUCCUUUACUAUUUAUAUUAUCUUAGGUCUUCAUGAGUUUAGGAGGGGCCAAAAAAAAUUUAGCUCGUGGUCAACUUUAUGCUGAUGAGUCUCUUCAGAUAUGGCUAGUGCUUUGUCCAUGGCUGACCCACCCAGCCCAUCGCCAAACCCAUUCUAAAAGCCUUUCCCCUUUGGUUAGACGUGCCAGAGCCUGUACUCUUGUUUAGGGUUAUUUGAAAACCCCGGAUUGGCUCUAUGCUGCUAGGAGGCCCCAGAGUAGAGCCUUUGUAGGGUCAAAGAAAAUGCUGUAUUGAGGUAAAACAGACCCCAAGAAGCCUCUUUGAUUCUCUGGUUUACUUCUACCACCAGUGGGGCACUGUACUUGAAACUGUUAGCAAAACAGGGGCAUCUGCCUCAAAGCAAGGACUUGGACUGGGAAUGGGGAGUCUGAAGCCGAUUUGAGGAAAGGAGUUGGUCGUGUAUGAAACUUUAGAGCAAGGUUUCAAAUUAAACGUAGGCACGUCGGGUUGGAAGUCGCACCCGUGUCUAUGGCCUUGUGUUCGAACUUUGCCGACUCCCAUUUUUUUGGAUGUCAAGAUGACUCUUGAAGCAUAACCUGGCCAGAAAAUGCUUUGGAUCAGUUAGCCUACUGCCCUUCCUAGAGUAAAGCAUUCCUGAUUCUCUCAAAGUGAAAGUGUGGUGACUCUUCACCGGCAGUGGCAGGUUAUGUUGUAUGCUGGUUUCUGCUUCAUGUUUAUAGGAGAGGCUUAUGGAAAGCCAGGGCAGGAGGCAAGGGGCGAAGCAGUCACUCUUGAAUGCAAGUCGAAUGCCGAAUUGAAUGUUGUGGUUCUUACAAGCGCUCCAAUUCUGGCAGUUUACCAUCGGGAAGACGCUUUCUUGAGAUAAUCACAGCUUCCCUUCCAAGGGUUCACUUGCCCUCGGAGUGACUGAAGAAAGCAAGAUGGCGGCACCCUCAGAAUUCGAUCAUAUGACCAGAGGUCCCGUGCUCGGAGUUUGACAGUCCGUUUGGCUGAAGCGGUCACGUGUUGUAACCUAGGUUGGGGGCUUUCGAACCUCUGGGACCAAUCGGCAACCGAGCUUCGGAUUGGGUUGUGGGGUGGUGUGCGUGAGAUUCCGUUCCGCCUUUCGUAGUUAGCGGCCAAUCGCAUUGCACGACAAGAUGAGUGCAGAGAGGGGGCGUGGCCCAUAGGGAGAGAGAGGCGGGGAUGGCGUCACAGCGUGGCGGGAUUGUUACCUAAUGACGGGAGAAGGCGGGACCGACGUUGACUGACAGGCAAGUUUCCCUUACCGAGAUUCGAGGAUUUGGCUAGCUACCCCGCCUUAGAGGCGUGACUUUAUUUGAUUGCCAAGUAUUUCUACCCAAUGGACUCCGAGCGACUGGUGACGGGCAGGCUGCUUGGCUAAUGAGCCCCCAGCGUGGCCGGCGCGGCUCUCCAAUCGCCGGGCGGCGGGCCCCAGUCUGAGCGG
Messenger RNA from Dromiciops gliroides (monito del monte), 6686 nucleotides. RefSeq names its product polyadenylate-binding protein 2. The coding region runs from base 242 to 823 and encodes 193 amino acids. The transcript is spliced from 4 exons. Gene Ontology annotation, cellular component: mitochondrial outer membrane. The record is from RefSeq and is a predicted model, not a curated record. NCBI's taxonomy places the organism in Eukaryota, Metazoa, Chordata, Mammalia, Microbiotheria, Microbiotheriidae. Gene Ontology annotation, biological process: negative regulation of intrinsic apoptotic signaling pathway; extrinsic apoptotic signaling pathway in absence of ligand; intrinsic apoptotic signaling pathway in response to DNA damage. Gene Ontology annotation, molecular function: protein homodimerization activity; protein heterodimerization activity; RNA binding.